UGGGACCGGCCGCCUUGCACCCGCUGUCUCUUACCUGCUGUUAGUCAAUUUCACCAGGCAGGCGGCCGCCAGUUGCAGGAGCGGGGCGUGGCUUGGAGCCGAGGAGCCAAUGGGAGCCUUCGACCCAGGACUCCCGUUGAAGGCAUUCAUAAAGGGAAGCCCUUUGGCUCUCUGGCUCGGCUGCUGGCUGCUUGUCACCCUGCGAAGGAGGACUCCGGCGUCGCGGGCACGAGGCUGGGUGCUGUGAGGAGAGGAUAUCCGCGCUACGCUCUGUCCCUCUGAAGCUAUCCUGCGAGAUGGCUGCAAUUAAUGGGACCAUAGAAAAUGGGCAGCCAGAGAAAAAAAUGAACCCGCCGCUACCUCGUCCUAUUAGGAACUUGGAGAUCAAAUACACCAAGAUAUUUAUUAACAACGAAUGGCACAUGUCAAAGAGUGGAAAGCAGUUUCCUACCUAUAACCCUGCAAAGGCUGAGAAGAUCUGUGAUGUCGAAGAGGGCGACAAGCCAGAUAUCGAUAAAGCAGUUGAGGCAGCAAAAACAGCCUUCCAGAGAGGAUCUCUAUGGAGACAAAUGGAUGCUGUGAGCCGCGGACGACUCCUGAACAAGCUGGCCGAUCUCAUUGAGCGAGACAGAGUGGUGUUGGCAACCUUGGAAACAAUGGACACAGGGAAACCAUUUCUCCAAGCUUUCUUCAUUGACCUUGAAGGCUGCAUAAAGACUCUUCGAUACUAUGCUGGGUGGGCUGAUAAAAUCCAGGGGAAGACUAUACCUGUAGAUGAAAAUUUUGUCUGUUUCACCAGACACGAGCCAGUGGGAGUCUGUGGUGCCAUUACACCAUGGAACUUCCCAUUGCUCAUGUUGAUUUGGAAGAUGGCACCUGCUCUGUGUUGUGGAAACACAUUAGUUGUGAAACCUGCUGAGCAAACGCCCCUCACGUCACUAUACAUUGGCUCUUUAGUCAAAGAGGCAGGAUUUCCUCCAGGUGUGGUUAACAUUGUACCAGGAUACGGCCCCACAGCUGGAGCUGCGAUUUCUACACAUCCUAAUGUUGACAAAAUAGCUUUUACUGGAUCAACAGAGGUUGGCAAGCUGAUCAAAGAAGCCGCAUCACAAAGUAACCUCAAGAGGGUGACGUUGGAGCUCGGUGGGAAGAAUCCUUGUAUUGUUUGUGCGGAUGCUGACUUGGACUUGGCAGUAGACUGUGCCCACCAGGGGGUCUUUUUCAACCAAGGUCAGUGCUGCACAGCUGCCUCUCGAGUCUUUGUGGAAGAGCAGGUGUACCCGGAAUUCGUCAAGCGCAGUGUGGAGUAUGCCAAGAAGCGGCUCGUGGGAGACCCAUUUGAUGCCAAAACUGAACAAGGGCCACAGAUUGACCAAAAGCAGUUCAACAAAAUCUUGGAGCUGAUAGAAAGUGGCAAGAAAGAAGGAGCCAAACUGGAGUGUGGUGGUUUAGCCAUGGCAGACCAAGGCCUGUUUAUAAAGCCAACCGUUUUUUCAGAGGUCACAGACAGCAUGCGCAUUGCUAAAGAGGAGAUCUUUGGACCCGUGCAGCCCAUAAUGAAGUUUAAAAGCAUAGAAGAAGUGAUUGAGAGAGCCAAUAACACAGAAUAUGGGCUCACAGCAGCCGUGUUUACAAAGAACUUGGACAGAGCCCUAACGCUGGCAUCAGCACUACAGUCUGGAACAGUCUGGAUCAACUGCUACAAUUCCCUUUUUGCACAAGCUCCCUUUGGUGGCUUUAAAAUGUCAGGAAAUGGCAGAGAAUUGGGCGAAUAUGCUCUGACUGAAUACACAGAGGUGAAAACGGUCACCAUUAAACUGUCACAGAAGACUCACUGAGUGACGAACACCACGAGACCUAAAACUCUGACACUCUGAAUGUUGAUGUAUAGUGGGGGUGGGUGCUAAAAUUUUGGAGGAAAUGCGCAAAUCUUUAAAAAAACAAACAUAUCUUUUUUGAUCUGAGGGCCUUGUUCAGACAUUUGUUUCAGAUAAAAAUGGACGUGCAUGUACAAACAACACCCUAGUAUACUGCAUGCUGGAUGUUAACAAAAUAUGAAUGUCUUAUGCACAAGCCAUGCUCUGCAGCCAGCCUACACUGCUGGUGUAACCUGGACUUCACUGGUGGCUGGAGAUGCAACAAAGGGCCUUCCUAUGCCUGCCAGUGAUGGAAUUUGUAGUUCUAGAGGUUCUGCUGACAGUGAAAGCAAUCCCUUCCAAUUGCCACUUUGUCCAAAUUCUAUCUCGUGGUCUUGUGCGUGGGGGCAGCUCUGGGUGUACAUAUGAGAUGUGCAUGUGUCAGUAUGGUUCCUAAGUAGGGAUGGGGGAAGAAGUUUGAUUCUGUCUGCACUUUCUAAAACAAUAUACAAACUGCAACACAGCCAUCCUUCGAAAUGUGCCCAUCUCCAAAUUUUGUAAUGCAAUUCUCCAAGCAAGUAAUGUGUACAGAAAAGCACAUAUUGGGGUAAAGUGUGCAUUAAAAUGUAUGUAUGAAAAAAUUAGAGGAAACUGCUUUGCAAAAUAUGUAUAUUAUGCAAAAUUGCAUACAAACAUGUCCGUUAAGAGGAACGCACACUAAAAUGUUGCCAAAUUUUCAUGAGGAUUUUUUUUAAAAAACCUGAAAUUGUUGCAGAAAUGAGGAGAACUGGGUUUAGGAUUAGAAAUAUGAGACACUGAGAGAACCAAAAUUCAUCCCUAUUCCUAAAACCCUCAAGUCUGAUUUUUUAAGGGAUACAGGGCAUACAAGACAAACUUGUAUAUACAUUGCAUCCUGUUCCCCAAUGUGAGCUGGUAUAGCACAAUGGGGAGGAGAGCCUGGCUGGGAGUCCACAGUCUGUGAGUUCAAAUCCCCACGUGUCUCCUGGAUGUAAAGGGCCAGCUAAAGAUCACCCCCACUGUGAGUGGCUCAGGGGUUACAUGCCCUGCCACCUGCGCAGCCAUGGGCAAGCUGCAUAGUCCCAAGGAGCCUGGUUGCCUCCCAGCUGGCAGCUGCGGACAAGGAAGGGGCCAGCUUGUGCAGCUGUGGCAAACUGAGUAGGGCCUACCCAGCUGGGGAGGACUAGCCUCAGAGGGAAGCAAUGGUAAACCCCCCUCUGAAUACUGCUUACCAUGAAAACCCUAUUCAAGUCGGGAUCGACUUGAAGGCAGUCCAUUUCCAUUUUUCUGUUUCCUAGCACAGCACCUAUAGAGUCCCAGAUCCCUGGUGUUUAAUGCUGCACACAGAGAGGCCAUAAAGUUUUAAAAGCAAGGCAAGAAAUAUCAUGUGGGUAGGGUUUUUGUUUUACAUGCCAGUUUUCAAGCUGAGAUAGCGUGAACGUUGUAGGAUUCCCCCAGUAGAAAUUUUCUCAUCGGCUAUGGGAAAAGUCAGCUCAGUUUUUUUCUGCUUUAGGACAUUGGGCUAUUUUUACUGGGGGUCAUUUCACAGGCUAUUUAUUUUAGAAGGGUUUGGUAAUAAAACAGCCAGGCUUCAAUUAGGUGAUUAAUCAUUUCUAGCCCUUUAAUUUUGAUGAAUCACGUGCCUAAAAUAUGUACAUACUUGGAGGCUUUAUUUGUGUAUUUUUUUCUUGAGUGAUUUUUCUACAGUAAAUCUUAUUUUGGAGCAUUUUUUAGAAACCUCUCCUUGCCAUACUGCACCAUAUUAAGAUCAAUAAUAAACUUAUAUAUUUGUUUUUUAAAAAAUAGCAAUGGGGUUCCGAUUCUGUGUUUUCAAGCAAAUCUUUUAUUCCUGAAUGUUGUGAUGAAAAGCAAGAGGCAUUACAAGACCCGACAAUCCGAUGAUUGUAAAAGAGUAGCAAAUAGUAAAAUGAGAUUGCAGCAAUAAAAUGAGAUUGCAGCAAUAAUCGGUUCAAUUGUCUGCAUCUUUUUCACUAGAAUCAUGCCAUCUGAGAUUCUGUUUUUAGUGGCUGGCAUCUUAAAUUUGCUGUUUUUUCCCACAUUUUUAAUGUUAACUACUUACUGUAACAGGGUUUAAAAAAUUGUAUACACUGAAUUUUUCUACAUUGGAUUACUAAAGGAUCAUUAGGCACUAAAUGUAAAGUACAAUCCUGUAGAGCUUUUAUAUUCUUUCAUUGCAUGUUAGUGCUUUUUUGUAUGAAAUAUUGCUGUUUAAAUGUUUAAAUAUAUAAAUAUAUAUUUAUAAAUUAGUAUGCAAUUAAUCUAAUGUAUUUUUAAUUGCC
Molecule: messenger RNA, 4174 nt
Organism: Rhineura floridana
Lineage: Eukaryota; Metazoa; Chordata; Lepidosauria; Squamata; Rhineuridae
Gene: ALDH1A3
Product: aldehyde dehydrogenase 1 family member A3
Exons: 13
Coding region: 297-1838 (513 amino acids)
Biological process (GO): aldehyde metabolic process
Molecular function (GO): aldehyde dehydrogenase (NAD+) activity
Source: RefSeq, a predicted model, not a curated record